Messenger RNA from Hipposideros armiger (great roundleaf bat), 1021 nucleotides. Its product is annotated as membrane-spanning 4-domains subfamily A member 6A-like. Gene Ontology annotation, biological process: cell surface receptor signaling pathway. The transcript has 6 exons. The record is from RefSeq and is a predicted model, not a curated record. Lineage: Eukaryota; Metazoa; Chordata; Mammalia; Chiroptera; Hipposideridae. The coding region runs from base 56 to 880 and encodes 274 amino acids. Gene Ontology annotation, cellular component: plasma membrane; trans-Golgi network.
UCACAGCUCCAUACUACCAGUUUCCUUCCCUAAAGGACAGUUCAACUCCGGACUAAUGGGCAAAUACUGCCUUCAAGUUGCGGCAUCCAGAUCUGGGAGAUCUGAAUUUAUUUUCUCUUCCAGCACCAUCAUGUUAUCACAACCAAUGACCAAUGGAACCGUUAUAAUUGUCACACCAAGUGGCAUCAAGUUGCCCCAGACAGAGACACCCAAGCCCACCAACCAGGGGCAGGGUAUCCUGAAGAAAUAUCUAAAGGCAGAAGUUAAAGUUUUGGGGACCAUCCAGAUCCUGUGUGGGGUGAUGGUGUUGAGUUUGGGAAUCAUUUUGAAAUCUACUCCGCUCUCUUCACCAUUUGCCCAAGUGUUUUCCACCCUGUUGCUGGCUGCUUACGCAAUCCUAGGAGCCUUGUGUUUUGUCAUUUCUGGAUCUCUGUCAAUCAUCACGGGGAAAAAGUCAACUAAGUUUUUGGUUCAGAGCAGCCUGGCUGCAAACAUUCUGAGCUGUCUAUUUGCUCUAGUGGGUUUCGUUCUUCUCUCUGUCAACCUGGCCGCUUUGAGUCCUGCCUUACAAACGUGUUACUCAAACUACGAGAAUGUAUCAUCUGAACACCAUUUUCCCUACUACUAUGAUCCUCACCUAGAUCGUGACAGGUCCUGCACCAUUAUCAACGGCCUUCUGGCUGGAACGCUGUCCGUGAUGCUGAGUUGUACAAUGCUGGAGCUCUGCCUUGCUGUGCUUGUGGCCGUGAUUUGGUGGAAACAGGCUCACUCUGACUUCCCUGGCGGUGUGCUUUUCCAGCCUCUGAGUCAUAAGGAUAAAAUUGGUAUGGCCACAAAGGCAACUUUAGACCCUGGAUAUGAAGAACUAUUGACUUCUUAGGGGGAAAAUAUUCAUCAGAAAUUUGGUCUUUAUGAUAACAUAUGAAAAUCGACCAAAGAAACCCAAGCCAAAAAAGCAAAUUUUAAGUUCCCUGAAAUGUAGACUUUUAUGUAAUAAACAUUAAAAAAAAAAACCACAAUA